Molecule: messenger RNA, 783 nt
Organism: Scaptodrosophila lebanonensis
Lineage: Eukaryota; Metazoa; Arthropoda; Insecta; Diptera; Drosophilidae
Exons: 2
Coding region: 1-783 (260 amino acids)
Source: RefSeq, a predicted model, not a curated record
AUGCGCGCCUUUAUUCUACUGUGUGUCUUUGCCGUUGCCUGUAGUGCCGAUAAUCUGGGCUACAACUAUCAGCCCGUUGCGCAUGCCGAUCAGGGUCUUUCUUUCCUACCCGGCGCUGGAGAUGUUGUACAAGCUGCUCAGCACGGAGAGGCGGUGCUUUCGCAGCCCAUCGAUUCCCAAUUGUCGUCGAUCUCAUCACAAGGACAAAGUAUUGCACCCACACCUAUUGCUGCCCCACUAAUCGAGGAAUUCCAGAAAGAAUUCUACAGCUAUGCCGCCCCCGAGGAACAGUUCGAUGAUGGCGCCAACAAUCAACAGAUUGCCAACUCCCUCAAGAAGAACCUUCGCAUUGUCUUCAUCCGCACGCCCGAGAAUCGUGGAUUCGAGCGCGCAGCCUUGCAGUUGGCCAAGCAGUCGGCUGAUCAGCAGACCGCCAUUUACGUGCUCAGCAAGCAGGCUGAUAUCUCGAAUCUAGCCAAGCAACUUAACGGACUUAAAUCCUCCUCAUCGAACAAACCUGAAGUGCACUUCGUCAAGUAUCGUACACCUCAGGAUGCGGCCAACGCACAGCUGGCCAUUCAGAACCAAUACAACCAGUUGCCAGGUGUCUCCCGCAUCUCCAACGAGGGCAGCGCCCCUGUGUUGAACUUUGCCUCGCAGGCCCCUCUGGCAGCUGUCCGCCCCAGCUCUGUGAGCGCCCCUGCUCCAGAAUACUUGCCAGCCAAUGUGGUGCCCGGACAGGAUUACUUGCCACCCAGUCUGCGUCGCUUCCGCGUGAAGUAA